AUGGUGCGCCUGGCGGCCGAACUACUGCUGCUGCUUGGGCUGCUGCUGCUCACGCUGCACAUCACGGUGCUGCGCGGUUCCGGAGCCACCGACGGGCCGGACGCUGCUGCGGCCAACGCCAGCGGGCCCCAGCUCCAGAAUAACCUCAACAUGGAAACUGAUUCCACAUCAGAAACCAACUUCCCCUUCUCCAAAGCAGCAGCAGGGGAGCAACCAGACCACCAGGCUGCACACCAACCCUUCCCCAGACAGCGAUUGCACCAGGAGCAUGGGCACCCUUCACUGCAAAGAGAUGGCCCCAGAUCCUUUCUCCUUGAUCUACCAAACUUUCCAGAUCUUUCCAAAGCUGAUAUCAAUGGACAGAAUCCAAAUAUCCAGGUCACCAUAGAGGUGGUCGACGGUCCAGACUCCGAAGCAGAUAAAGACCAGCAGCCGGAGACUAAGCCCAGCUGGUCAGUCCCAUCCCCCGACUGGCGGGCCUGGUGGCAGAGGUCCUUGUCCUUGGCGAGGGCAAACAGCGGGGACCAGGACUACAAGUACGACAGUACCUCAGACGACAGCAACUUCCUCAACCCCCCCAGAGGGUGGGACCGUCCGGCCCCAGGCCACCGGACUUUUGAAACCAAAGAGCAGCCAGAAUAUGAUUCCACGGAUGGUGAGGGUGACUGGAGUCUCUGGUCUGUCUGCAGCGUCACCUGUGGGAACGGCAACCAGAAACGGACCCGAUCUUGCGGCUACGCAUGCACUGCAACGGAAUCUAGGACCUGUGACCGUCCCAACUGCCCAGGAAUUGAAGACACUUUGAGGACAGCAGCCACUGAAGUGAGCCUGCUUGCGGGAAGCGAGGAGUUUAAUGCCACCAAACUCUUUGAAGUUGACACGGACAGCUGUGAGCGCUGGAUGAGCUGCAAAAGUGAGUUCUUAAAGAAGUAUAUGCACAAGGUGAUCAACGACCUGCCCAGCUGCCCCUGCUCCUACCCCACCGAGGUGGCCUAUAGCACGGCGGACAUCUUCGACCGCAUCAAGCGCAAGGACUUCCGCUGGAAGGACGCCAGCGGGCCCAAGGAGAAGCUGGAGAUCUACAAGCCCACAGCCCGAUACUGCAUCCGCUCCAUGCUCUCCUUGGAAAGCACCACGCUGGCCGCCCAGCACUGUUGCUAUGGCGACAACAUGCAACUCAUCACCAGGGGCAAAGGGGCGGGCACACCCAACCUCAUCAGUACCGAGUUCUCGGCGGAACUCCACUACAAAGUGGACGUCCUGCCCUGGAUCAUCUGCAAGGGCGACUGGAGCCGGUACAACGAGGCGAGGCCGCCCAACAACGGGCAGAAGUGCGCAGAGAGCCCCUCCGACGAGGACUACAUCAAACAGUUCCAGGAGGCCAGGGAGUAUUAG
Messenger RNA from Ochotona curzoniae (black-lipped pika), 1395 nucleotides. It is a transcript of the gene ISM1, whose product is annotated as isthmin 1. The record is from RefSeq and is a predicted model, not a curated record. Lineage: Eukaryota; Metazoa; Chordata; Mammalia; Lagomorpha; Ochotonidae. The transcript has 6 exons. Gene Ontology annotation, biological process: negative regulation of angiogenesis. The coding region runs from base 1 to 1395 and encodes 464 amino acids.